Messenger RNA from Serinus canaria (Common canary), 1066 nucleotides. It is a transcript of the gene TAAR1, whose product is annotated as trace amine associated receptor 1. The transcript has a single exon. Gene Ontology annotation, cellular component: membrane. Gene Ontology annotation, molecular function: trace-amine receptor activity. NCBI's taxonomy places the organism in Eukaryota, Metazoa, Chordata, Aves, Passeriformes, Fringillidae. The coding region runs from base 65 to 1066 and encodes 333 amino acids. The record is from RefSeq and is a predicted model, not a curated record. Gene Ontology annotation, biological process: adenylate cyclase-activating adrenergic receptor signaling pathway.
CCAUAGAAUUGGGAAAAACAGUACCUGUGCUACAUAGCUACAUGGAUUUGAGACCCCAGUAAGGAUGCAAUUGUGCUGUGAAUCCGUAAAUGUCUCUUGCAUAAGGAGCAGCUGGUCAAACAGCAUCCGUAUUUCCAUGUACAUCUUCAUGGUUUGCAUUAUUCUGGCCACAGUGGUUGGAAAUCUGACAGUUAUCAUCUCAAUAUCACAUUUCAAGCAGCUCCACACGCCUACAAAUUUCCUGAUACUUUCAAUGGCUACGGUAGACUUCCUGCUGGGAUUCUUUGUCAUGCCUUGCAGCAUGGUGCGCUCUGUUGAGCACUGCUGGUAUUUUGGGGACUUCUUCUGCAAGAUCCACUCGAGCAUGGACAUUAUGCUGAGCACAGCUUCUAUCUUCCAUCUUUCCUUCAUAUCCAUCGACCGUUACUAUGCUGUGUGUGACCCUUUAAGAUACAAAUCAAAGAUAAAUACUUUUGUCGUCGUGGUCAUGGUAUGUGUAAGCUGGAUGGUCCCUGCUGCUUUUGCUUUUGGGAUGAUCUUUCUAGACCUAAACUUGAGAGGGGCAGAAAAGAUUUAUAAUCAUGUCCACUGUGCAGGAGGAUGCUUUCUCAUUUUUAGUGAAACUUCAGGUAUUGUGGCCUCCAUAGUGUCUUUUUACAUCCCUGGAUUUGUUAUGCUAUGCAUCUAUAGGAAAAUAUACUCUGUAGCCAAGAAGCAGGCAAGAUCCAUCAAUGCAAUUAGCAGAAAAAAAAUGCAAUUUGAAAUGAAGCAUCACAUUUUUUUCUGCAGAGAAAGGAAAGCUGCUAAGACUUUAGGCCUCAUAAUGGGAGUGUUUCUCAUCUGCUGGUCUCCAUUCUUCUUCUUUACAGCUACCAAUCCAUUUUUGAAUUAUGUGAUACCUCCUGUUCUCAUUGAUGCUUUGGUUUGGUUCGGCUAUUUAAAUUCUACACUUAACCCAAUUGUUUAUGCAUUUUUUUACAUGUGGUUUCGCAGAGCAUUGAAGAUUAUUCUGUUAGGGAAAGUUUUUCAACAGGACUCUUCCAGGACUCAUUUGUUCUCAGACUAA